GCCACGGCCGCCGUCGCUCUCCGGCCCUUCAAUCUUCUUCCUCGCUCCAUCUUCAGGGAUAUGGUAUUUUUGUUGGCAUUUCGUUCUCAAUCGUGGGGCAUAUAUUAUAGUCACUGAUCCAUCAAAAUUUCCUAUCUCUAUGCUGCAACUAGAGGGAUAAAACAUGUUAUAGGUUCUUGCUUACCAUUGUGUAUGUCAUCUUCCUCUCCUGAAUACAUCCUCAGAGGUCUUUCUAUAUAUAAGCUCCUGACAUUCUUACCUAAACAAUGGAAAAAUGUACAUGUGAGCAAUGGUAGAGAAUUUAUGAUUAAUUCUAUCUUUGAUUCCCUUAAAAGCUUUGCCUCUCAUGGUCAAUUGUCCAAAGCAUUUGAAGCCUUCUCCCUCGUUCAAUUGCGCCGUAGUUAUAAUGAUUCAUUUGACCUCAUCGUGCAAUCCAUCUCCAUUCUUCUUGUAUCAUGCACCACUUGUAGCUCACUCCCGUCAGGUAAGCAACUUCAUGGUUGCAUUAUCUCGUCGGGUCUUGAGGAAGACUCCAUUUUGGUCCCCAAGCUUGUCACAUUCUACUCGAGCUUUAAACUUCUGGCCGAGGCUCAUACCCUUGUCGAGAAUUCUAAUUUAUUUCACCCCUGUCCUUGGAAUCUACUCAUCACAUCAUACGUCAGAAAUGAACUUCAUGAGUCAGCCAUUUUAGCUUAUAAGCAGAUGUUGAGUAAAGGGGUCAGACCAGAUAAUUUCACUUUUCCCUCCAUUUUGAAGGCUUGUGGUGAAACACAAAAUCUGGGAUUUGGUUUAGAAGUUCACAAGUGUAUUAAUUCUUGGUCAAAUCAAUGGAGUUUGUUUGUUCAGAAUGCUCUGAUAUCUAUGUAUGGAAGAUGUGGCGAGCUGGACACUGCACGUAACUUGUUCGACAAUAUGCUUGACCGGGAUGCAGUAUCGUGGAAUUCCAUGAUCUCUUGUUAUGCCUCCAAGGGUAUGUGGAAGGAGGCAUUUGAACUAUUUGACAUCAUGCAGAGCAAGUGUCUUGAAAUUAACAUUGUAACUUGGAAUAUUAUAGCUGGAGGUUGCUUGCGCCUUGGUAAGUUUACUCAAGCUCUUAAGUUACUGUCUCAAAUGAGAAAUUUUGGUAUUCAUUUGGACGAUGUAGCAAUGAUAAUAGGUUUAGGUGCUUGUUCCCACAUUGGUGCCAUUAGAUUAGGAAAGGAAAUUCAUGGCUUUACUAUCAGACAUUGUUAUCAUAAGUCAUCCACUGUUCAAAACGCUUUACUUACCAUGUAUGCUCGUUGUAAAGACAUCACACGUGCAUAUAUUUUGUUUCGAUUAAAUGAUGACAAAAGUAUAAUCACGUGGAAUUCCAUGCUUUCUGGCCUCUCACAUGUCGACCGGGUUGAGGAUGCCCUGCGUCUGUUUAGAGAAUUGUUACUAUUUGGUGUAGAACCGAACUAUGUGACAUGUGCUAGCAUUCUUCCUCUUUGUGCUCGAGUUGCAGAUUUACAACAUGGGAGAGAAUUUCACUGUUACAUUACUAAACGCCAAGAUUUUCGAGAUUAUUUGUUAUUGUGGAAUGCUUUGGUUGACAUGUAUGCAAGGUCGGGCAAGGUUAUAGAAGCUAAAAGAGUUUUCGAUUCAUUAAGCAAGAAGGACGAAGUGACAUAUACUUCCCUGAUUGCAGGCUAUGGCAUGCAAGGAGAGGGGAGGAAAGCGCUAAGGCUGUUCGAAGAAAUGAAAAGUGUCGAUAUCAAACCAGAUCAUAUAACUAUGGUUGCUGUCCUAUCAGCAUGUAGUCACUCUGGUCUUGUGAAACAGGGUGAAGUUUUAUUUGCAGAGAUGCAAAGUGUGCAUGGGCUAAGCCCUCGUUUGGAACAUUAUGCUUGUAUGGCAGACCUUUUUGGGAGGGUUGGUCUGUUGGACAGAGCAAAGGAGAUUAUCACGAGAAUGCCUUGUAGACCGACGUCUGCUAUGUGGGCGACUCUUAUUGGAGCAUGUUGCAUCCAUCGAAAUACGGAUAUCGGGGAAUGGGCUGCAGAGAAACUUCUGGAAAUGAAGCCUGAACAUUCUGGUUACUAUGUCUUGAUUGCUAACAUGUAUGCUGCUGCAGGUUCUUGGAGUAAGUUGGCAAAAAUAAGGACUCUCAUGAGAGAUUAUGGUGUGGCCAAAGCUCCUGGUUGUUCUUGGGUCGAAGUUGGCUCGGAAUUCGUCUCGUUCUUGGUUGGGGACACUUCUAAUCCUCAAGCCCUUGAAUCUAAACACUUGUUAGACAGUUUGAACGAUGUAAUGAAACACGGUACUCUAGUGAUGACAGAUGAUUACGAUAUCGGUGAUGACAUUUUUUGAGGAAUAUCAAAUGGAUAUUUCAAAUUAUACUGUUUAACAAAGUUUGUUAAGUUGCAUUUGGAUUCUUACUUUUCCUUUCCGAUGAAGCUCGGUUUAGACGUUUAGUUUGGUUCUCGUCUUAUGAGGCCGAUCGGGAUGCCAGCUGACCAGGCUAGCAGCGAGUUGAGCAUGGACUUGCUUCUGCAGAACAGGAUAGAAGCUGGCAUCACCAAAUUGGGUGCUCGUGGGUUGGACCAGGGCGAGUUAGGACAUCUUUUUAGACCCAAUCCAAUUGUUCGGGUUGUAAAUCUUUUAACCCAGUUCAAUCCAACCAUAAUUUUUUUGAGUUA
This is a messenger RNA of Cucurbita pepo subsp. pepo (vegetable marrow), 2660 nucleotides long. RefSeq names its product Tetratricopeptide repeat (TPR)-like superfamily protein. The record is from RefSeq and is a predicted model, not a curated record. Gene Ontology annotation, molecular function: protein binding; RNA binding. Gene Ontology annotation, biological process: RNA modification. Lineage: Eukaryota; Viridiplantae; Streptophyta; Magnoliopsida; Cucurbitales; Cucurbitaceae.